CCAAAGCCUUAAUUUGAGCAAGUGGAAGUAGAGAGAGAGAGGGAGAGAGCAUGGAGUGGAGAGAGAGCUAUUUGGACGCGGUGCUGGUGCCCUUAAGCCUCCUCCUCCCCAUCCUAUACCAUGGUUGGCUUUGGCACAAGGUCCGUUUCCAACCGCAUGGCACCACAAUCGGCAUCAACUCCAGCGGUCGACGCCUUUGGGUCCUUGCCAUUAUGAAGGACAAUGACAAGAAGAGCGUCCUUGCGGUGCAAACGAUGAGGAACGCGAUCAUGGGGUCGACUCUGAUGGCGACGACCUCCAUCCUCCUCUGCUCGGGCCUGGCCGCGGUCAUCAGCAGCACCUACAGCAUCAAGAAGCCGCUCAACGACACCGUGUUCGGUGCCCACGGGGAGUUCAUGCUGUCCCUCAAAUAUGUGACCCUCCUCCUCAUCUUCCUCUUUUCCUUCAUCUGCUAUUCCCUCUCCAUAAGGUUCAUCAACCAGGUCAACUUCCUCAUCAACACUCCCUGCACCGCCAGCGCCGAUGCCUCCCUCCACCUGGUGACCCCCGACUACAUUUGUGAUCUCUUGGAGAAGAGUUUUGCUCUCAACACCGUGGGGAAUAGGCUCUUCUACGCUGCCCUUCCCCUUCUGCUCUGGAUUUUUGGGCCUGUCUUGGUCUUCCUCUGCUCCGUCACCAUGCUUCCAAUACUCUACCACCUCGAUAUUGUGUCUGGGGAAAACAAGCGUGGGUUUGGUAGCAAGGUGGAGAAGAUGGACGAGGUUUGAAUUCUAGCAACUGUGAGGGACGAGGAGAAAUAGUGCAUGGUUUAAUAUCCUGCCCGCCUGGAGUCCUGUACCUAGAAUUGGUGUCCCAGGUUUUAAUAGUUAAUGGUUCCAUUUAUCCAUAUAUAGUUGGAAAUUAACUUGACAUGCAA
This is a messenger RNA of Elaeis guineensis (African oil palm), 916 nucleotides long. RefSeq lists its product as uncharacterized. The record is from RefSeq and is a predicted model, not a curated record. Lineage: Eukaryota; Viridiplantae; Streptophyta; Magnoliopsida; Arecales; Arecaceae.